AUGAGACGAAAGUUCGAUGACACUGGACAAUUAUCGAAAUGUUUAGUGCUCCUCUCCCUUUUCGGCUCUCUUCGAACCGUCGAGAACAUUAUACUCACCGGAGCGCCGGACUCUUAUGCAAGGUUUGAGCGAUUGAUUGUUCGAAUAGACGUACAGUUUCAAGAUUGUAGAUAUCCAAAAUGGGCGCACUCGUUCGAGAACUCGCUCUCGAUGGAAUUGAAGACACGGCAAUCCGAUGGAAUGCUGCUGUACACGGACGACGGAGGCACGCACGGAAACUUUUACUCGCUCACCAUCGUCGAAGGACACAUUCAGCUAGAUUUCAGGUAAUGUUAGAAACAUUAAUCAAAAGAUGAAUUUGUGCUCUAUAACUUUGUAAUUGACUGUUUUUUUUCCGUGAUUAUGCUCCUGUACCCAGAUAUUCGUGUUUGAAUGAAACGUACGCAGUAAUACAAGAAUAUUUCGGUGCAGAAAGAUGAUUAUGAAAAACUGUCAAUUAGAAAGUUAUAGAGUACAAGUUCAUCUUUCGAUUCGUUUUUGAACUUUUAAAAAAUCUCAAAAACUGACCGAGAAAAACUACUUUUCGUUUCUGCUUGCAGGUUAGGUGACAAUUCGAACGAAUUCGGGCAGCGACGUCCGGUGAACACGAUUCGGAUAGAGGAGGUACUGUACUUUCCCUUUUUAUUUUUAUCCCCAACCACUAUAAAUCUGAAUUGCGGAUCUUUGAACACUCGCUCCCGCCGCCGCAUCUCAAACCCAUAUAUUUUAUACUUUAAGUGAGCUCCGAGAGCAGUUCCCAAGGGUGUAGAACAUGAGAAGAAAGAAGAAGACGGAAGAGGAAGUGUUGCAUUUGUCAGAAAAGGAACAGUUUCAGGUUCGGAUCGACGACGACAAGUGGCACACGUUGACGAUAUUCCAGUCGUGGGAGAAUGUGAAGCUCGAGUUGGACUACACGCUCGUCUUCAAGAUUCUGAAUCAGAGGAGCUUCGUGUUCGGGAACAUUCUCAAGAAUUCCGAUGUUUUCAUCGGAGGCCUACCGCCUGUAAGCCACAAAUACAGUACUAAAAUAGAAAAUUUGCCUCAGAACAUGCACAUGCUGCCGGUGAUGAGCUCUCCGCUCCGUCGCUACGCCCGUCAUCUGGCAGUGAAUGUCCGGAAUCUAAUGUACCGACAAUAUCCGCAAGGUACGUCGUCAGAUCUUUUCAGUACACUUCUUCCCGGUUCCUUCUUCUUAAGACUCGGCCAAGUUGAGCGAGAUAAUGAGAUCGUUGAAGAGUAAGAAAAUGCGGAAUUAGUUAUUAUAUGAAUAUGUAUUUAUUUACACGUGACCCUUCACUCUGUGUGUACUGAUUCCUCACAGCGACUUCCUUAGAAGUGUGUGCUCUGAAUGUAGAUUCGUUGUGCCAGGGAUUGAAAUGGGAACAAAACAAGAAGAAGACGUCGCUUGUUUUUUUUUUCAGGCGUCACAUCCCCCCAACUGCUGGAGUCGGUCGGCACACGCACCAAUGAAGACGAUCAUUGCAAAUCGAAAUCUGUUCGCCUUCUUUUCUUUUCCGUUCUUUUCAUAAAAGACCUCUUCCAGAUGUCUUCACGCGAACAAUUCGGAUGUCUGAACGAGGGAGAAUGCUAUUCGGCCAACGACGGACCGCACUGCGACUGCCAGUUCUCUGAUCAUGACGGAAGGAAUUGUGAGAUUGGUGGGGAAGUUUUGAAAAAAGGAUUGGAAUGUUUGAAACGAGUGGCGUUGCAGAGAAGAGCGACGGGGAGCUGACGUUUGGCGGCGACGAGUGGGUCGGCUACGACGUGUCGAUGAAUGUGUCGGCGGCGGUGCGGGCCAAGAAGGAGAAUCUGACGCUGACAUUCAAGACGGUGCACGGAACUUCGAUGCUGUUCUUUGCGGGAGACGAGAAGAGCUUCCUCCACCUGAUGCUGCAAGACGGCGCCCUCAUCUCCACGUCGAAGUUCGACGGCUCCGACGCUCGCAUCAUCCGCAUGUUCAACUCGUUUCCAUCGCAGCGAUACGACGAUGACUCGUGGCAUACCGUAGUCCUCGAGAGGUCUCUUCAGAUGGUAAGUCCCCUGCCCCUAAAUUCUCCCCCCGGCCCACGUCAUCACAUCACAAUUAGUUCUCCCCAUUCAUUUAGCAUUCCGAGGAAAUGGUGGCAAUCCAUGUAAGUUUGUGUGUGAAAGCGGAGAGAAUUUGAAAAGAAAAACGAAAAAGCACGAGCUUAUCCCACCAGACGGUUUGCAGUUUGCAGUUUGCAGUUCUGCCCAACCGCUUUCCCAUUCAGUUCCUCUUCCACCUUCUUCCGCCAUUCUUCCAUUCGGUUCUCACCCGCAUGUUUAUGCCUUAUUCUUCUUUCCAAUCAAACAACUCAUUUCCUGGCCGCCACCGCAAUUUCCAGUUUGCAGUUGCAGUUCCAACAAUCUCUCCCUAUGUUCAAUCCAUUCUCACCUUCUUCUUUCCCCCUUCCUCUGUUGUGAAGAGGGUGUUCGCAGAGAGAUUCUUGGCUUCUGUCAAAACCAGAAAUCGAAAGACAGUUUCCUGAUCUUUUAAAGAGAGUUAAAGACUUUAACAUUCUAGUUUCUCGGUUUCAUGAUCAUGUUCCCGCACCGAGAUAUUCUUGCGUUACUGAAACAAGUACUGGAUGUUAAAACGCGAUUAUCUGGGCACAGAAGCAUGAUCGUAAAAAACGGAAAAUUACAAAGUUGUUGAGCAUCACUUUAUCUCUCGAUUCGUUUUUAACAUUAAGAAAAUCUCUGCGAACAUCUCUCUGACGCACCUCUCUUCUCUUACUUAACAUCUUCUCACUUCAGAUGACACUGACAGUGGACGGUCGACGUGACGAGAUCAGGCAGUACGCGCCGGAGCUCGAUUGGAUCUCCAACUCGUUCGCCUACCUCGGCUCGAUUCCCAAACAGAAUCCGUCGAAAGAAGUGAAUCGCGUCUCGUUCCGAGGCUGCAUGAAAAAGGUGAAGUUCGACGUGGACGCCACGCGAGUUCUCUUCGUGAACCUCGCCGAUCAGAGCUACGGCGGAAGCGUGGUGAAGACCGGUGGAGAUCUUUCCUACUCGUGCAAGAACCCUUCACAACGAUCUGAUGUGUUGGCGUUCACCGACACUUCGUCGUAUCUCGAGCUGCCGCGAUGGAACAGUCUGUCGAGCGGCAGUUUGUGUGAGUUCUCAGGCCGGAGUUCUCUCAAAAUUCGCUACCAGUUUUCAGCAUUCCACUUCCGAACAACCUUUCCCGACGGCCUCAUCCUCUACCACGGCGUCAUGCAGCACAAUGCGACCGACUACGUGGCAUUCGAGCUAAUCGACAGUCAUCUGUUUCUGGUCAUUAACUUGGGCUCGGGCGUCGUUCGUCUUCAGACCACCGCCCGAAAAGUGAACGAUGGAGAGUGGCAUCAUGUCCAGUUGGACCGACUUUCGAGGACCGGAAGUGUGAUCGUGGACGCCAUCAAGAUCGACUUCAGCACGCCCGGAGUCUCUGCCAACCUCAUCAUCGACGAUCCGAUCUACAUCGGAAACGUGCCCAACAACUCUCUGAUCUAUCCGCCCUCAGUCUGGUCUAUAUCUCUUCAAAAAGGGUACAUCGGAUGCAUCAAGAACAUUCGAUUGAACGGCGUCUCCGCAAAGAUUGCCCAGCAGUUCGAGAGCUCCAACUCGACCGGAAUUGAGCUCGGAUGUGCGUUAUCGAACGAGCUCGACAUUUGCGAGCCGAAUCCGUGUCAAAACUUUGGAAAGUGCACUAAAAACUUGAAUUCAUUCGAGUGUGACUGCUCGAAUACCAACUUUGAGGGCAAGCGAUGUGAGAUUGGUGAGUUCAAAGAGUAAAUGCGAUGGAGUGUAAUCGAAAUUGAAUUCAAUUGAAUUGCAGAGCAGACGGCCGUCGAGGUGGACGGAGAAGAGCCGAAAGUGCACGUGUUGGCGCACACGAAAAUGUCACAAGCGGAGCACAUUCAGAUCAGAUUUCGAGUACGUGGGGGAGGAAUGAAAAGAAGAGGACAUUAACAGUUUCAGACAUCCUCGACACGUGGCGUUCUGUUCGAUACGGGAGCGAACGGGAAGAACGAUAAGAUUACUGUGUUUCUGAAUGAUAGUCUGCUUCAAUUGUUCAUUCAGGAUGCGUCCGCGAACAAUGUAAGAACAAGUUUUGGCCAACUUGAACUCUAACCGUUUUCAGACCUUCUCCUGGGGAAAAUCGCUGUCCGACAAUCAUUGGCACGAACUUCAAGUCCGUCGACUCGGCCAGAAGCUCCUCCUUUACCUGGACGGAUUCUGGAGCCACAGUAUCUACCUGCAGAAUCCGGUGUCCGUGGAGAUUGACGAGGUCGGCGUCGCCUUCUCGGUACACCCAUCGGCGCCUCCGCCCAGAGACGAACACUUCAAAGGAUUCCUGUCAAAGUUGACGUUCAAUGGAAACGAUUAUCUGCUAAAGAGCAAACGGAACAGCGCGCUGCUCGGCAAGUCGUCGAGCCGCGAGAGCAAGGGACAGCGGAAUGUGAAAACGCGCAUCGCCUCGAUAUCAUUCACCAACUCGACGGGUUACGUCGCCUUCGCUAGCGACAAGAUAUCAUCACUGACCGGCGCUUUUCGGGUACAAUUCAAAUUUCAAACGCUCAUGCGCUCCGCCCUUCUCUUCUUCACCCUCCCCAAACACGACUACGAUCAGUCGUUCCGUCUGCAAAUCGUCAACGGACGCCUCAAGUACACUUUUCGAAUAUCCGGUCAAGAUUUCCACACAACCUCACCGAAACUGCCCUACCGACAACAUUUAAGCGAUAUGCGGUGGCACAAUGUGCUCAUUUAUCAAGACGAGAAGAGCCGCGAUCACGUGCUCCUUAUCGACAACUCGACGACGACGCUAAGUGUGGAGAAGGUGAAAAAGGUGGAGAGCAAGAUGGUCGGGAAACUGUACUUUGGAAGCAAUCCGCUGGGCGUUUCACGGCCGUCGAACGGAUAUCGUGGAUGCAUCGCGUCGUUGAGAAUCAAUGAGAACGCGCUGGAUUUGUACGAGGACGCGGAUAGCCGAUCGAACGUGAACAGAGGCUGUAGUGGUGAGUGAUGAUCAGGACAUUACAGGAUAUUUAUACCAUUGAAUAGAGCGAAAAAAGUUACAUGAGCUUGUAGUACAUCAUUUUUCUCAAAAAUCUCAUCUAGGGCCUGAUCUGGAGCCUCAACUACUGUACUCCUGUGUAACGCUCUAUCUCAUGAUAUAAAUAUCUGACACACUUAUUUUUAGUGACAGGCGGUCUUUAACUGUACACCAAAUGUAGUCAUGAGGAGCAUUAAAUUUUAGAAUCAGAAUUCGUUCCGUCUCUUCUUCCCUCUCACCCUGUCCAUCGAAUCCGUCACUCCGGUAUCCCUGUUCCCUUCUACACUUCUUUGCUCUAUCGCUUUUCAACUUUCUGCCACUCUUCUCAUUCUGUUCGAACACCUUUUCAGUUGAAAAUCUCUCAAUGUGCUCAAAAAGUGAACAAGAGUGUUCAGGUCCGAUCGCCCGAUGCGUGGAAGAUGCGUGCGCCAACCAGGGAAGGUGUAUUCAGCUGUGGAGCUCGAUUCGUUGCGACUGCAGUCUGACUGCUCAUUCUGGAGAUCGGUGUCAGAAUCGUAAGUUCAAUAGGGAAACUUGAAAUUCGAUUUUAUCUUCAGCCUCCACGACAGUCCGUUUCGACGGCACUCCCUCGGCGAUCUUCUACGAGUACGCGCCCAACGAAAGACCCACAUCCACCAAGGACUAUUUUGUGUUCUCGUUCCGAACGACGCAGCCGAACGGCGUCCUGAUCGCCAUCGAAUGCGCCGCCGACCAGGACUACUUCACGGUCUUCCUCAACAAAGGCUAUCUCAACGCGCACUACAACCUGGGCAAUCGCGAUCACAAAGUCGGCUAUCACACGCGAACGCUGAACGACGGCUUCCCGCACGUCAUCAAAAUCUCGAGGAACGAGGCGAACAUGACGAUUCAAGUGGACCGACUGCCCGCGUUGAGGUACCGACCGAAACGGGCCACCGACUUGGUCCUUCUCAACAUGCAGACGCGCAUUUCUAUCGGAGCCGCGUUCAACACUCGCCAUUUGGAGGAGCGGAGGUGAGAGUUUUGUUGGCAAGAAUACGCCUAAUAAGUGCUAUUUUUCAGAUUGCGUCACCGCAGAAGCGCAGAGAUCUUCGACUCGUACCAGGGCGAGGUUUCUGGUGUCAACGUCAAUGGACUCAUGAUUUUGGAUCUCUACGAGAAUGGCGAGUUGCUUCUCCUCCUCCGCUUCCCCCACACAUUUGAAUACAAAUUAGAUGGCAUUUCCGUUCAUCUAAUUGAUGCUUUUGAGAAAAUAGAGAAAGAGAAUCGGAAAACAUUAUCAAAUAUUCUCCAUUCUAUUGGAAUCUCAAAGUCUAUGUUUUUGUUUUUCGCUUCUCCACGAACGAAUUUUCAUCGAAUAGUAAAAAACGCGCUCCGCUGCACGCAUUUUCCUAAUUUUGCUUGAAAGUUCAUCAAAAAUGCUCGUUCCAAAAUCGUACUCAGGAUACAUUUCCAAAUGGUUUCGGUGCAAGUGAUCGCUGGUUCAAGUACCACCUGCCCAGACAGACUACUCUGAAAGUGGCCAAAUUAUAAGCUUCUCUUUCAUUCCGACCGUGAGCUGAGCAAAAGGAAACGAGAAGCUCUUCCCUUUCUUCAUCCCUCUUUUUGGCAAACGAGGGAAACUAAUCUCGCGCGUCCCAUUUUUCUUCUUCUCGCCCGUCCGUGCGUUCCCCUUCCAUCUAAUCCUCCCCACGUUUUGGCGCGACGCUCCUCGUUUCGCCUUCAUUUUGUGUCGCUUUUUACUUUUAGGAGAGGAGGAAGGAGGAGAUCCCAUGUAUUAAUAUUAAUGUGCCAAAGUGCUGAGGUUUGUGGCAAAAGGGCGGAAAAGCCGAGAAAGGGGCGGCCUUCUCUCUCUCUCUUCCACUCGACUCUUCUCCUUUUCCUGCUUGCUCUCUCUCUCUCUCUCUGGCUCUCAACGACUUCUUCUUCUCAAUUAUUCACGAGGAAAGUGGUCAGUCAGAGCAGUCCCCCCCAGCCCGUCGUCGAGACCUGAUCGUAGUUCACACUCACCAUCGCCACUUCUCGUGUGGCAUCAUUUUCAAUUGGGGUGGAAAUCUUUCCAUUCCUCAAGGAAUAGGAUUCUUUUGUGAUGGCAGGAGUCAUAUUUCAUCAGCGAAUGUCGUCGUGAAAAAUUGUCCGUUUCCUUCAGAAUCUAUAUGUAUAUAUAUUCGUUUUUCACAGCCGCAUCGCCCCCACAGCUUGAUGACGUGAAAAAUACAUGAGGUGUGAGAACUCUCGCCGCCUUCGCCGGCCGCCUGUCCGGAUCAAAGUUUUUUUUGCGUUUGACUACCACAGUUUGCUCAUUUUGCAACUUUGAAAUGAAACAUUUUGUGAUGAAGUGAUCGAUUAUUAAGAUUCUUUUGAAAUUUGGCCUAACUAUAAUUCAUAUGAGACUCCAAAUCAGAUGAAUAUUUUAAAGUUAUAUUCUACAGUGCUAACAUUGCACAUGAAAUUCUGAGUUGCAAACAAAAGAGCUGAGAACUCCGCCCACUUCUUCUCCAUCCCAGUUCCAACCGAAUGCAAAUGAUAUCUGGGCUCUUUCCACUCCUUUUUUUGUCUCCGUCUCCAUCAUUCGCACCUUCUCCUACUACUACUGCUACUACUUUGCAAAAGCUUUUUCUAGGACGAAGAGGGCUGUGUGAAAGAGCACGUGAUUAGCUGGAGACCCUUAUAUCUUCUUUUUCAAGCCCAAAUUCCAUUCCGCUUGAUAUGGCGCUUGUUGACCUCUACCUCGUCAUUCUAUUCUUAGAAGUUGAUCUAAUAAGUCUCUCGUAUGCUUUUAUGUUUUCUGGAGAGCCAUAAAAUUUAUAUGUUGGCCUUGAAAAAGAGGAGAAGAAGGCAGGCAGGAGGAAAGAGGAAAGAAACCCAAUUUGUUUCAAAGCACAUACAACUCGAUACGCCAUCGCUUUCCCCUUUCCUUUUUCUGUCCGUCCGUCGUUUUUUUUUUUGCUGCUCCAUGUGAAGCCUACGAAUUCGUGUCGGAUUCGCUCCCGCUCUUCAGCAGUAAAGACGACGGGCGGGGAACAUAAAAAUGUUCAUAAAUGAAUGUUGAAGUAUGGGCACACACGGCUCACGCUCGUCUCCUUCUUCCCCUCCUUUUUUCCUCUUCUUCUUCUCCUUGUUUUCCAUUCAAACCUGUCAUUUUCAGUCACAAACUAUACAAUUAUAAUCAUUCUUUCAGGCUCCAACCGUAUCCACACAAUCGGCUCGGCCCAAACGACAGCCGUAUCUGAGCCAGCGAGCAGCAGCAAUUCAGCCGAAGACGACGAGCUCGCCGAAAUAAUGAUGGCUCAUUCGUUCGAGGAGGUCAGUUAGUACUUCUGAAUUAUUGAGAUGGCCGGAAGUCUUUACACGAGACGAUGGCGUUGAGUAUCAUUUGAGCACUAGCGAGCGUUACUCAUUUCUACGGAUGAGUCAGUCAGAUUCUGAUUCAGACAGCAGGGGACGGCGAGUGAAUAACAAAUGUGUAUGUAGCGAAGAAAAUUUGAAAAAAAGGAUCCGUUAGGUACACAAUAGAGCUUUUCAAAACUUCAAAAGCUCAGAGAGCAGUCUUAGUCAGCUUCUAUUUCUUAUCCAGCACAGUUAUCCUCAUACUUGUGAUUUCUUGGAAUUUUUAUCGAAUUUAUUGUUAUCCGAUAGAAAAUGGCUUAUCUGUGUCAUUUUGCCGAAAACUUGAUAAAACACCAUUUGAAUUUGGUUUUCCUGACCCUCGUAUGCGUUGUGAAAACGAAAAUGUGAAGUGCAUUAUCGUCACCUAGAAGAAAAGCACUUUUGCACAGAAAGAAAGAAAGGAGAGGAAGAAGAAGGCGGCACUUGAUGAAUCACUUGCACUAAUGUAAUUGUGGUCUCCUCUUCUACACUUCUACUUUCCCGGCAAUUUCUUUUUUUUUCUCUCCACGUGAAUCUCAGAGCUUUUAGACACUCUUUUGAAUGGCCACGACCACCCGUCGCGUUCUGUGUUCUGUUCUGUUUCAAGAAUAUUCAAAUGUUUUGGGGAGGCUGUCGCCACUCUUUUGUCUGUUUAUCGACGGCUUCUUCUUCUCCUUCGUCUUCGGCUCCUCCACCCACUACUACUACUACUACCAAUAAAGCUUCUUAGCCGCCUUUUCUCCCCCCAAACUAAUUAGUAAUCUACAGAAAAUGACACACAUACCCUCCCCGCGCGUCUCUUUUAAUACUCAUCUCCUCAAUUUUUUGCGCUCCGCAUAACCUUCGGUCCAAAACCUCAAGGGGAAAAAGUGUUUCUAUCCCACAGGCUGUGUGUCAUUAGGAGAGAUAGUUUCUUGGUCGUUUAAGCAUACGAGAAAAGAGAAAAGUGCCUGGAGCUAGGAUUUUUUCGAAAAGAGAAAAAUCCAGUGCGUAUGCAUUUCCGAGAAGAGCGGCGACACGCCAUCGAAGGCGCGAGAUUCUGAAGAAUUGAGGCACAUUCUGUCAGCUGACAUGUUUAUUUGACACAUCUUUAUUCCAGUUCUUCUCGAAUGCGCUCCCGCACUUUUGACGAAUCCGUCAACUCUGUCACUUUUCUAGCGCUUCUAGACUCUGAGAGCUUUCAAAUAUUUUACUGCAACAUGUUGUUGCUGGAACAUUUCCGAACAUGCGCUCUGUUGGAACUCUGACAAACGAAAUCUUUCGGUCGUCAAAUUUUGCACUUUUUAAGGAUAUUGCGGGAAGUCUGGCACAUUAUCCGCACACACAGUCACGUAAAAAUGCUCCGAAUCGCAAAGCUCGUAAAGCACAAAAAAGCAUCGCUAUGCAGUCAAAUAGUCUGAUUUUUCGACAGGAAAUUCAAAUAGUUUUUGCGCUGAUACACCGUGGAGCACGCUUGCUCAUCCCGUGCAUUGUCUAACUUUUUCUUUUUCAAUCGAACAGUUGCAGAACCCCAACGAAGCGCUCAUCGAGUCGCUGGCGCCCAGCUGUGUGAGCCUCGAGGAGCAACAGACGUGCUUCAUCGACACCGACGACUCGAUAGGUCAGUCCAUCCCUUUUCUUCCCUUUUCCACCAUCCACGGACCCUUCUCAACACCACUCUGUGUUCUGGUUCUUCUCUCCAGAGAAGUGGCCAGAAAUGGCCCGAUUCCUCAUGGGAGCCAUGCGACCAUAACUUUUUGCCGAAACGAAACGAAACGCUUUUGUCUCUAGUGGUAAAGCUCAUCAAUCUUCGCCCUAGUGGCAAUUAAUUUUCUUUUUUUUUCGCUGCUCCUUGUUUAUCUAGGAGCGUUUCUUACUUUUAUCCGUUCUAGACUCCCGCACCAGCAGCAGUAGCAGCACAAAUCAUUUAUUUACGAGACAUUUCGAACCUUUCGGAUUUAUUUCCGCCUCGCUACUGACCGUCUAAAGAAGCCCUCCUUCUCGAGAGUCGGGCUUCGUUCGAAAAUAGGAAAUGUAUAUACACACGCCGGAUUAUCCCCACUCGUUGUCACGUCACGUUCAAUCUCGUCUUCUUCACGCGCACCGUUCAUUUACUCGCCUCAAGAAAUUCGCGGGGCGGUGUGAAAUUGUGCGCGCAAAAUUGUCGCCGGCCCCCCUAUUAUUUCAAAGAGCGGAAGCGAGUGUGUGCCGCCGCUUCAGCUGGACAAAUCAUGAUGAAAAGGUGUGAAAACGAUGAAAAAUUGCCAGUUUACGUCUUCGCCGCCGUCUUUCCUAACGCUUCUUGUGCAAAAAGACCACUUUUUUAUGCUUGACCUGUUGUCAUUGUCUUGCGCGCGCGCCGCCCGCACAGAGAUGAUUUCAUUCUGGAUUCAUGGAGCUCAAAGAUCUAGGUUCACAAAAUCAGCAUGAUAGUAUUCGACAACCUCAGUUCUGAUCCGCUCUCAGGGAUCUGUUUGUCCAGAAGAUCUUUUUUCAGGGCCUGCCGAGGCCUAACCUUUGACCCAGAUCGUAUCCUAACUUUGCACGCUUUCUGGACUUAGAUUGAAGUAUCUUGGGGCCAAGUUUCAGACCGAGCGGAUCAUCUGGUCCGGAGAUAUACUGGCUUGAAGCCGAAAGGAGCAAUUUUCACGAAAUUUGACAUAUCUCGGGACAGGAUAAUCAAAUCGGUCUGAAACUUGGACCCAAGAUAUUUCGAUCCAAGUAUUGAAAGCCUGCAAUUGUUGGGCCCGAUCGGAGAAUUGCAAAUGAGUCAAAAGCUCAGGCUUCUUACUUUUGUACCUUAUCUCCUGGACCACAAGUACGGCGCCUUUCUUCCUAUUGAAAUAUGAAUAUAAAAUGGAUAGAUUGUGCUGAAACAUGACCCCCUCGGGGCGACUCUCUGUGCUGUGACCCCCCUCAUUUUCCAAAGUGCUUCACCGCACUUUUUGUUUGACCCUCUCUCUCUUCCUUUUCAUCCUUCCACAUAGAUGUAUAGCCGUUUGUAGGUGUCCAAAUUAGUUUAUGAGAUGCUCCAUGCUUCUUCUCUCCCGGCUCUCAAUAGUAGAAGGAUUGGAUAAUCCGCGCGCCUUCCAUUCAUCGCGAGAAUCUGGUCAAAGUGCAUCCUUUUCUUUCAUAUAUUACACAGCGGAAAUCUCCUUCGAAAUGUUCGUCUCCAAAAUUUCAAAAUUCGGACAUGAAUGAUGGAUUAGACAUGUGGAAACACAAGGCUCCUCCUCAUCAUAUUCGGUUCGCUUUUUAUGCUAAUUUCAUUUCGAAACAUCGAGAUUGCUCCACUCCGAUUUGCACGCACUUCUCCCGAAAGAACGUCUUCUUCGGUGCAGCGUCGACUCAACUUUUGCUUACCUUUGUGAAUUAUUCAAACACUUCGUCGUCGUCGUUUCUCCCCUUCCCCAAUUCAUUCAUUUGCCAUAAAACUCACUUUCCGCGACGACUUUUUGUCCUUAUUCUUCUUCGCGAAGCCUCUAAAACUAAAGGGGGUGGGAUCGAGUGAGCGCUCCCCGGGGAACGAUAUACGGCCAAAAAGUGGAGAAGAGAGGCGCUCGGAGCAAGCUCAAACUGACCCAGAUAUGAGAAGCAGGAGGAGACGUGUUUCCGGUCCCGGUUAUCCGGAGAGCAUCUAGAGCAUCGUGUCUUACUUUUUUCCCGUUUUGAGAUGAUACUCCUACUAGGCUAAUCCGCGCCAAACUCUGUCAAGUACUCGAGAAAGUUGUGUACUAUAAAGAUGUCUAUUAUGGCGCAUUUCACUUCAAUCGCGCUCUGUUGAGAAAUUAUUUUUGCAGUAGAAAAUGCAAUGACCUUUCAAGCAGAACAACUUUGUAAUUGAUCAAUUUGGUUCAAUUUUCGCCAUUUUUGAGAUAUGCCACCUGAAUUCGUGGAAACCAGACUCGCUAGAUUAUAUAACGUCUGACGAAGGCAGACGAGUACUGUUAGGACUUCUGGAGUAUUGUAGAGUUCUCGGUACAAACAAGUAGUACAAGUUAUCUUGCCCAGACGACGUCCUGUCCUAACAGUACUCAUCUGCCUUCGUCACGCGUUAUAUUUUCAGUCGUCCAUAUCACCACAAUCCCCCUUUUCAUUCGAUUCCAUCUAUUGUCGGGCCUCGAUUCGUCUCCUAAUCCCACAUCUCCUCUACUGCCCUAUCAGUUGUUUUUCGAAAUUGGCUUUGCAAGAAGGCAAGAAACCGGAGAAUAAGAAGAAGAAGACGUCGGACGGCGCAGAAAUCAAAUAAGAAGUGUCGUCGUCUUCUCGCGCUUUCUUUAAUUAUGUGUCGUCGUUUUCGUGUGUGCCGCCGAAGAAAUUUGUAAAGAGAGUAGAGGGAUGCCGAAAAAGCGGAAAGGACGCGUCAAAAAUUUCGCGCCGUCAUCCGAUUCCCCCAAGACCUUCCGCGGAUCGUCUUCUUCUUCAUUUGCAUUAACAAGUUCGUGUCCUCCGCCUCCUACUUUUUACCUUCAAAGUUUUGUACCAAAUCUAUUUUGUGCCCAUUCCCGCAAGGAAGUUUUGUUAUUCCUAUAAAUAGUAAUAACAACAAUGAAAGGUGCAUUUGCUUUUUGGCUUUCUCGGCUGCUCCGCCACUUGAACACCUCUUUUUUUGCGCGGCCUCUAGUAGCUGAAAUGCUCAAAAAGCCGGCUGUUUACUUUUAAGAUCCAAUUAGUUUUUUCUCGUCUCCAAUAUCGUCUCCGAUUUCGUUUUCUCCUCACGUCAUCCGAUACUUUUCUCACACCUCUUCCAAUGCUUCCUAGGCUUCCAUGGUAUUCAUUGAUCAUUUACGUGGCGGUGCUCCUCCUGUGGCCACCACCACCGUCUCUCCCAUUCUGUGCCUGAUGAACUGGAACGACGAGCAGUGUCGCCAGUUCAAACAGUACAUUCCGAAGUUUGCGUCGAACUUUGACGCGGCUCCUUCGCGAAACGUCGCUCCCAAACUGCCCGCCUAUGACGACGAUUAUGAGGAGAAGGAGCACGGAAUCGCCGAUCGCAGCAUGACGGAUGUGUCCGCGGAGACCACCGCUGGUAGGCCGGGAGAAGUGGUGUUGAGAGGGUGUCCCGGGGAUCUCUAACGGACUUUGAUAGACUCGGAAAACCUCUGUAACUUUUGCGCAAACUUUAUGCAACUUUUGUGCAGCUUACUAGAGGGAGUUGCGUAUUUUGCGCGAAAGUUACAGAGAUUUGCCAAGUAUGUGUGAUGAAGCUAAAUUUCAGGAUUCUUCUCGCCGGUUCUGCCCACUGUUGCCGACGUUCAAGCGAGUUCGCGUCAAAGUGAACGUGAGUUGAAAAACAAGCUUGGAAAUCUGAAAUCUGGUGGCAAGCUUUGCUUCGCCUCUAUUCCUCUCAGAAAACGUACUGAGCAUAUGCUUCAUGGCUUAUUGGUGCGCCGAUCUACCAGAUUUGUAGACCGCGUAUCAUAAAAAAGCAAAACGCCGCUCUCUGAUUGCCGUUCUUUCACUCUUUCUCUCAUUUUAAAACCAUCCAGCCUAGCUACUAAUCCAACUAACUCUGUUCUCGGCGUGAAAACUCAGUUCCAGCCUCGGCGGCGACGUCCUCUUCUUCUUCUUCUUCUCCUAAAAUGACUACUACUACCACCACUUUGCCUGUUUUCUUUUUGUCACAAAUCACCGACGGCGACGCGUCGGACGACGAGUUCGACGGCUCUGGCGACGAUAUGUUCGGAAUCACACCCGCCACGAAGCCCUCCGCCGUCAAGAGCACUACUCCGCUCGCAAAAGUACUAACAACAAGCACUUCCGCACCUCCACCACCACCAACAUCAGUCACGGUCCUUCCGCGGCCGUACGAGAGCGUCAGAGAGGCGGCCGAGCAGAAUCCGGACUAUCUGGGCUCGAGCAUCUGGAAUCAGGUCGACACUUUGCCUGAACCUAUGGUCACAGGUCCCGCGUGGCGGACCAACAAGUCGGUGACGACGACGGCGUCGACGCAGACGCAGACAAAAACGACAACGCCGAAGAAGAGCCGGAAGACAACGACGACGACGACUACAGCCACGACGACGACGACGAUUCGCUUCCAGCAACGACAAUCUUACGGUGAGAACCACACUCUCUCCGCUUGCCGUGUCCUUCCUUCUUUCCCCAUCUCAGCGUCGUCAUCGUCGUCAGAAGCUUUUUCGUGUCAUGCUUUUUUUAAUUUCUGGCCCCGUCCUACUCACUGUCUAACCGUCCGUCUCCUCCUACGUUCCUUUACUAUUUGUGUGAAUGAGCCUGCUCUUUUCUUCCCUUUUUUUUUGAAAUGCCUAUUUCUCUGAUUAUAGCGCAUUUCCAUCAUCAUUCGAAAAAAAAUUGCAAGACAAGUUUCCAUGUCAAAAAGAAAAGUAAGAUCUUUUGAGAGUUACACCGUGCAAAAACCAAUAGGGUCGGUUUUUCAGCUGAGAAAUGGCUUCGAGCUACAAAAUGUGUCUAGAUUUCCGAUGCAUUAGUUAGUAAUAAUACGAAUAAUAAUCCUACAAGAGAGAACGAAUUUUGGCGGAUUAACGCCGGCCGGUUCCCCAUCCGAACAACAAUACUCGUUGUGCUACCCAUGAAAACGAAAAUCUCGCUCAUACAAACCACAUCGCUCCUCGUUCGAUUCCUGGUGUUUGCCGAGCCCAUUCCCUCUCAUUAUUACUCUCCUCCAUUUUUUUUUGACGAUGUCCACCCCAAAAAACCCAUACAAAAAGGCAGGUGAUGCGUGAUAAAAGCCGGCCCAAUUACUUGGUCCUCGCUCCUCUCUUUCGUCGUCCUCGUCGUCGCUCUUUUCGUUUUUUUUUUCUAUGAAUCCAUCAAUGUCGUCAAAAAGAGAGAGAGAGAGAGAGAGAGAGAGAGAGAUAUCUUUUCGUAAACUAUUCAUAAUUCAUCAUGAAACGGCCUCUCUCAAGCAUGUUAUUGAGAUGAUGAUGCUCCUAAUCCCAUUGGCCGAAGUCGAAGCCGACCGACCGACCGACCGACCGACAAACGAUCGGAAAUGUGCAAACAUUUAUGCUAAUGGUUUUGAGGAGCGUCGUCCGAGAAUCAUCCACAAAUCGGAGCGCGCGCCGCCCCAUUUUCUCCGUUUUUCCUCCUUUUAUCCAUUAUGUGAAAAUCUCAUUUCCCGCCAUGGCUUCGCAUCCGGCCCUGCCCGUUUUACCUCCCGCUAGAAUAUUCUGUGUGUGUGUGUGCCUCGGCUUUCGGUUUUUUCUCACACAGCCGUGUAGUCCUGGCAACCGAGAGCAGCUGAAGAAGUUGGAAGGCAGAAGCUAGAAGCUAGAAGCCGUUGCUCACGCCCAGCCAAAUGUGUUGGGCGCAAUUAGCCAAAUGAGCAGUGGCAUGUGAUGGUUGCUGCUCCUCCCACAUUUUCUUUUUCUUUCCUGUUUCCCCCCUUCCUCUCUCUCUCUCUCUCUCCCCUCGCUUGUUAUUGACCAUGUGUGAGUAUACCUUUUGUCCUUUCUUUUGCACUUCACUCACAUCCGAGUCCAAGUCAAAUCCAAUCAGUUCGGCUUUCUGUGCGUGUGUUUCCCUUUGAUUCGAUUCAACCCCGGGCGGUCCAGUUAUAUACAGCCUUAUAAAUGAAUAUAAGCGUUUUGAUCUUUCAGACAUUGACAACGAGAUAACCGCUCUGAUCACCAGCAGUUUGGCUCCUCCUCCGCCGCAGCCAACGAAGACGCGCUCAAAGUCCACUCCGCAUUUUACAGUCUAUCCGGUGAGGCCGACGACGCCUAUGGGAGACACAAUCACGACGACUAUGCAGGUAAAUUGGACACACUUAUUUCAUGAUCCUAUCUUGGUACUUCAUGUACUCGGUAAGUGUAAGCAACUUUUGAGCCGAACUUCAUGAACUUUUGCGCAAGCCACUGUAUCAGAAUGGUAUUUCAAUACCAUUCAGUCAUAACAGUAUAACUGAACUACCGGUAGAGAUAUCAAACAGUUGUCAACUGAUAAAUUGUUUAUUAGCUUAUUGUGAACAUUUAAUGAGUUGCCUACUUUUUGAAAUCUCUAGCGGUGAUUGAUAUUCAAGUUCAAAUGAUCUCAACAGACGGAAGCUCUUAAGUAUAAUAGCCACUAUUAAGUCGAAAGUUUAGUCCUAGAAAGCUAAAAACCUUUUAUUUCAGGCGGCCACAGUUUCCGAUUUCCCGCGCACUCCGCUCAUAAUGUGCUCGAGUCUGGCGGUCAUUAUCGCCAUCGCCGCCGUCGUUUUCUUUGUGUUCAAAUGCCGUCAGAACCCGCCGAACUCGGAGCACUACACUAUGGUAAUCCAUAUUUCUUGUCGUCUAUUGGAAUCUGAUUUGCAGGCAAUGAAAACACAAUCGGGCUACACUGCGAUCGCGCCGGAACUCUCCCCUCCGAUGAACCACGAUCGGAGCAACGACUCGUGCACUCAGCCGUUGCUCGCCAAACCUCACGUGAGUCACCCUUCCUGUCUUUACUAAUCGCUCGCUACUUUCUCAUUUUAGAUCAACGGAAAUGGUUAUGAGCCGCUGAAAGGCGCCGUAAUAGCGAACGGAAACGGCGGCGUGGGGACGGGCGGCGCCGCGACUCUGAUGCGUAACGGAAACGGGAACGGCGUGGCGAAGAAGAAGGACUUCAAGGAGUGGUACGUAUGAGUUGCCACUCCCGCCGCCACACCACCAAUUUGUACACAGGUCUCACACUUCUGAUAUCACUUUUUAUUUUGCCUCUUCCCCUUCCUCUAGGUACUCUCCCUCUUCUCAAGUCUUUCCUUCGACCCCUACUUUUACACUUUAUUAUUUCCUCCUCAACACCUAAUAAAAUGUUCAUAUUCAUUUGAAUUCAAUUCGAACAACAAAGAUUCGUCGCCGGGAGAAAGUCCGAAUUCAGAACGAGAUCGAAGAUCGACGAUAAGGAUGCAUAAUGAACGGAAUAAUAAUAAUAAUAAUAACAAAAGAUGGUUCGGUUCGAUACGCGAGAGGACCGUCGCCCUUCUUUCCACACCAUCUUCUUUUCGAACGAUGUUCCGCCGUGCGUGGGCGUGCUUAUUCUUUCUGCUCCUCGCUGAGCUCAAGCUCACUCUCGCCUGCAUCGAUGUCCUGUUUGUGAUUGACAAUAAAACGUUGGAGGUACCUACUACAAUGAGUUGGCAACUUUUCUCCACUGUCUCGGCACACAUCUGUCUGUAACUGUUGCGCAAAACAUUCGCGAGGUUUGCCGAGUUAAUAGAGUACAACUGUCUUCAAGAGAGUUGUACAGAAACGUUGUAAACUUGCACAUAUUGUGAGGCAACACCUUUUCGAUGGAUCCAAUAUUGUAGGUGUCGAGAAGUCGAGCCAUUCAAGUGGCGAGACAACUUCCCGAAGAUCAAAAGAUUCGCAAAUGGGUCGUUCUUUCCAGAGAAGACCGAUAUGUUCCGAGAGUGGUUAGGGUCAGUUAUAGCUUUGUAUAUUUCAAGUGGAAAUUUCGCAUUUGGUAGAACAACGGCGAACUGCAAUCGGUGCUGAGCACGAUUCACGGCGACUAUGACCGCUUUUUGGAGAUUGCCACUGGUGAAAUUGCGAGACGAACUGCUAGUGAGUACACGUUUUGAGGAUCACACAGUAACGAAAACGUUUAGCGUUCCAACCAUUUGUAAUUCUGCUCUUCUCGGAGACUCCUGUCAACCAGACAAUGAGCAAUAUGUGGAGAAAAAUGUCUCUGGCGCCGGCGCUUCAUAUCUACCGAAUCGGAAGUUUGCAGAAGAAGCAGUAGGCUCAGUCACCGCCUUCUUUUUGCCUUGAUACACCUGUUUUCCAGAAAGAUGCUCUCCGAAGAUCAAGAAACCGAUUUCGAGAAGCUGAUCCUUUGCGGCCGAAACCAAACAAACCCAUUCGACACACAAUCCAGCAAAUUCAGCGGGGGAAAUGAGAUUCGGCGAGCACCGACGGCCACUUCAACGCACCGCCCGUUGACUUCCACUCGAGACCCAUUCGUCCGUCGGCUCACAUUCUACGACGCCUCCCGAACACUUUUGGAGGAGAAGCCGACGGAGAAAGAGAAGGAGAAGAAGAAGACGACACAAAACACAAAGUACACUAUAACGAGGACAUUCAAGAAGAUGACGACGAGGCCGAUGAGCACGACGACGACGAGAAGGCCUUCCACUGCGAAAACCAACGGAAAUGCAAAGUUUGAUAGCAAAAAGUUUUCGCCAACCACCAGGUCUGAAUGAUUGUACCUAAUGGAUAAGAACGUGCUAAUUUCAGAAGUCCAUUCAUUUUGUUCAAGACGGCCGAAGGACCAGAAGCCGCGAGCAGAUGGUUUGCCAAUCCGAGGUCCGUUCGCUUUCAGCUUUCCUCAACAAUCGGACCACAUUUCAGUCCUCCCUUCCAUCCUGCCACUUCCAGACGCUUCGAGACGUCGACAAGACCCACAAGGUUCUGAAAUGCAUCCAUUAACCACGGAGUUUGUACUAAUAUAUCAUCUAGCAAUUGUAAUUGGUUGUUGUCUAAUAUAUGAACUUUCCUAAUAAUACCUUUUUGUUGUUUUUUGUUGUUCUCAAAGGAGUAGAAGCCAGAAUACAAGAUUAGAGUAAAAAGUGCUUGAAGUAGUCGUUUUUCAGUUUCUCACAAGCGUUUUCUUUGCAAUUAACCGUAUAACUUGCCAGGAAGUUUUCCAAUUUCAGAACGUCUUCCACAACGAUCAUUACAACACGAAGACUGUCUUCCUCAGCAUUCACAACAAGGUUUUUUGCGAAUUCCUCAAAAACUUCUCAACUUUGAUAUUCCAGAAGACGUUUUCCUACCUCAACUGCAACAAAACGGCCCGAAUCGACAAUAAGAUCUACUACCACCAGGUUUCGUCAACUUUCGACGCGUCUCAGUCUGUUGAAGCAAAACUUUUUAGAACCCCGUCCACAUUCUCUACAAAACGACCGAAAUGGACCACAACUAACAGGUUUUUUGGCUUUCGAAAACUCUGUUUCAAAUGUACAAACAAUUGAAACUUUGGCUCUAUCUGAGCCAUCAGGUUCCAAAGACAAAAAUGCCUUGAACCCGUGACCGUCCUGAUCCUGAUUUUUAUUAUGGAUCCUGCCUUUGAAACCUGAUUACUCAGAUAGAGCCGACACUUUUCAGAGCUUCCUCGACUGCAAAGCUGACAACGAAAACACCACAAUCGACAAAAUCGACUACGACAACAAGGUUUCUUUAGCCUUUUUCUAUAUCUUUUUUGAAACUCUCUCUCUCUAAUGCAACUGUCACAUUGAAACUAUUCAGAACUCCAUCAACUAGACGUCCUCAAUCCCUGAAAUGGACUACGACGACCAGGUAUAAGAUAGUUUCUUUUCGUGUCAACAUUCCAUGCACUUUCUCGGAAAACAUCUGUAACUUUUAAAAGAUUCCUCUCCCAUUUUCAGUACAACCAAAAGACCCGACUCCACUUUCUGGCACACAACUCCUUCGCCGCCACCGCCCUCUACCAUCGAUGUACCGCCGGAGAAGAAAAAGGAGCAGAAUCAAGAGGAGAACGGUGUUGAGGAAUUCCGAACAAGGGAUUUCAAAGUGCGAUCGAGGAGUGUUCAGUUUGCAAUGACCGAGAAGCCUGCGGUCGUGUCCAGCACGAAAGUGAACGUGAUGAGUCUGUUCAGCACCUCAGCGGCUCCUCCGACGACUCCGAAACCGAUAGUUCCACAAAGCUGCAUAGCCGACGUCUAUUUUCUUGUUGAUUUCUCCAAAGGCACUGGCGAUAAGAGUCAACUGUCAGUUGUUUUGGAGUUAAAACUAAACUCCGUGAGAUAUCGCUUCCAGGUACUUGGAUAUUGCUGCGUCUGCGAUCAACGCUCUUCCCAUUUCUCAGGAAGCCGUUCGUGUUGGUCUUAUAAGUUAUUCGGGUCGUGGGAGGACUCAUGUACGGGUGUAUUUGGAUAAACACACCGAUAAGGAUAAACUUAUUGAGUGAGUUGAAGAAAACGUGAGAAGGGAAACGGAAGUAGCAAGAAUGAAAGGUUUUGGAAUAAAAUCACUUACUACAAAGUUGUUUAGCGGCCCCAUGUUUCGAAAUAACUAUUCGUCCUUGAGAUAUACCGUAAAUAUUGUAAUAGAAGGGCACCCCAAUAUUGUCCAUUCAAAUCAAUGUAUCUCCAUUGGCAGCUGAGAUGUAUAGUCUUAAAGAAGAGGUAUUCGGGCGCUCUUCUAUUACAGUAGUUACGGUAGGUCUGAGAAGAAAUGUUCGUGGAAAGAUCUAGAAAAGCAUGUAUAUAACUUCCAGAGAAAUGUUCCUGAUGGAACGUCACGGAGGCACGACACGAACUGCCGACGCCAUCCGCUACGCGACCCAGAUAUUCGGAGGAAGAGCUCAUCCGGCUAGGAGGAACGUGAACAAGGUGUUGGUGGUGUUCACGGACGGAUACUCGCAGGACAACCCGAGAGAAGCGGCGAGAGUGGCUCGUGCUCAGGGGCUGCAGUUGAUUUCCGUGGCGGUCAGGGACAAGUUGGCGCCUCCGGACGAAGCGCAGCUGGCUGAUAUUGGCGGAAGUUCUAUGGUUUGUCCGAGGUACCUUUGGAACCAUUCUAAUAAUUUCAGAACGUCUUCAUCUCGCCAACCGGUCGGGCACUUCGCGAGAGAAUCAUCGGAAGUCAGUGUCGUUUAUAG
Molecule: messenger RNA, 20992 nt
Organism: Caenorhabditis sp. 36 PRJEB53466
Lineage: Eukaryota; Metazoa; Nematoda; Chromadorea; Rhabditida; Rhabditidae
Source: the annotation of a GenBank genome assembly